Molecule: messenger RNA, 2791 nt
Organism: Salpingoeca rosetta
Lineage: Eukaryota; Choanoflagellata; Craspedida; Salpingoecidae
Product: pre-mRNA-splicing factor SYF1
Exons: 23
Coding region: 67-2565 (832 amino acids)
Biological process (GO): generation of catalytic spliceosome for first transesterification step; mRNA splicing, via spliceosome
Cellular component (GO): post-mRNA release spliceosomal complex; Prp19 complex; U2-type catalytic step 2 spliceosome
Molecular function (GO): protein binding
Source: RefSeq, a predicted model, not a curated record
CCGUGGUUUGUGGACGUGCGAACGGCCUCUGUUGUCUCUCAAGCACCCACCACACCAACACCAACGAUGAGCUACAUCCAGCAAGAGGAUGUUGUCUUUGAGGAGGACAUCCUCCGCAAUCCAUACUCUGUCAAGCACUGGAUUCGGUACUUGGAUCACAAGGAAAAGGCCGAUCCAAAAGUGCGCUUCAACAUUUACGAGCGCGCUCUGCAGCAGAUGCCCGGAAGCUACAAGCUGUGGUACCGCUACCUUGCCGAGAGGCGAACGUAUGCGCAGCGCUUCCCGCCCACGCACCACACGCGCGACGCUCUGGAAGAGACGUUCGUGCGCGCACUCGCGUACAUGCACAAGAUGCCACGGAUCUGGCUGGAGUAUCUCGAGGCGAUGAUGGAGACAGGCAAGGUGACAGCAACACGCCGCGCCUUUGACGAAGCCCUCAGGGCGCUCGCCAUCACGCAGCACCACCGCAUCUGGCCCCUCUACCUGCAGUUUGUUCGCUCCAUCAACGUGCCUGAGACGGCUGUUCGUGUGUACCGCCGCUACCUCAUGGUCGAGCCUGAGGAUGCGGAGGAGUAUGUCGACUACCUCAUCUCCAUCAAGCGAUUCGACGAAGCAGCAACACAGCUCGCACAGAUUGUGAACAAGAACCGGUACAAGAGCAAGCGGGGCAAGUCGAACCACCUGCUGUGGGUGGAGCUCUGUCAGCUCAUCAGCAAGCACCCAGAACACAUCCACACCCUCAGGGUUGAGCCGAUUAUCCGGGGCGGACUGCGGCGGUACACGGACAUGAUCGGGUCACUCUGGUGCUCGCUCGCAAACUACCACAUCCGAAGCGGAAACUUUGAGAAGGUGCGGGACAUUUACGAGGAAGGGCUGGCGGCUGUCAGCACCGUCCGCGACUUUAGCGCCAUCUUCGAGGCAUACGCCGAGUUUGAGGAGACAUCGCUCAACGCCAUGCUUGAGGACGAAGAGCAAGACGAGGUUGAGCUUGAGCUGCGGAUGGCGCGGUAUGAGAAUCUGAUGGAGCGACGGCCGCUUCUCCUCAGCAGUGUCCUCCUGCGCCAGAACCCGCACAACGUCGACGAGUGGCUCAAGCGCGUCAUGCUGUUUGAGGCAUCGCCAAAGGAGAUGAUCCGCACGUUUACGGAGGCGGUGCAGACGAUUGACUACCAACAGGCGGUGGGCAAACCGCAGCAGCUGUGGAUUGAGUUUGCAAAGCUCUACGAGUCAAACCAGCAGCUCUCCCAGGCGCGCGCCGUCUUUGAUCGCGCCGUCCAGCAACCCUUCCGCAAGGUUGACGACUUGGCCGACGUGUGGUGCGCAUUCGCUGAGAUGGAGAUCAGGAACAAGAACUACAAGCAAGCACUGUCGCACCUUCGCCGGGCCACGCACGUGCCAUCACGCAAGAAGGCGGCAGUGGACAACAACAGCGUGCAGAUGCGCGUGCACCGUUCCCUCAAGCUCUGGUCCAUGUACGCCGAUCUGGAGGAGUCGCUCGGCACCUUUGAGACGACCAAGGCGGUGUACAACCGCAUGAUUGAGCUGCGUGUGGCCAAUCCACAGACCAUCCUCAACUUUGCGUCGUUCUUGGAGGAGCACAAGUACUUUGAGGAGGCGUUUUCCGCCUAUGAGAAGGGCCUGGGCCUGUUCCGCUGGCCUGUCGUCUACGAAAUCUGGAACGUUUACCUCACCAAGUUCAUUCAGCGUUAUGGCGGCCGCAAGUUGGAGCGCACGCGCGAGUUGUUUGAGCAGUGUCUUGCGCACGUGCCGGACAAGUUUGCAAAGGUGCUCUACCUCAAGUACGCCCAGUUUGAGGAGGAUCACGGUCUCGCCCGUCACGCCAUGGCCGUGUACGAGCGCGCCACCAAGGCCGUCCGCAAGCCCGAGCGAUACGAGAUGUGGCAACUGUACAUCAAGCGUGCUGCCCACAUCUUUGGCGUGACGCACACACGCGCUCUGUACGCCAAGGCGCUUGAAGACGACCACCUUGCAGACAAGGACACGCGUUCGAUUGCGCUGCAGUUUGCGAGUCUUGAGACGAAACUCGGCGAGAUUGACCGUGCCCGCGCCAUCUACUCGCACGCGUCGCAGGUGGCUGACCCGCGGUCCGCCAACAAGUACUGGUCUGCCUGGAACGAUUUUGAGGUUCGCCACGGCAAUGAAGACACGUUCCGUGAGAUGCUUCGCAUCAAGCGGAGUGUGGCGGCGCAGUUCAACACUGCCGCCAACACGUCUGUGUUCCGGGCCGCCAGCGACGCCAGCAAGACGCGACCCAAGACGACGGCGGCACAGGACAACGCCAUGGCCGCUGCGGAGGAAGAGGCGUCACGCAAGCAAAGCGCCAAGGAAGGGCUUGCUGUUAAGUUUGUUCGCUCCACCGAGGAGAAGAGCAAGAACACCGAUGAGAUUGCCCUUGACGACGACGACGACGACGACGAUGAUGAGGAGGAUGCGGACGUGGCCUCGGGCAAACCACGACAAGAGAUCCAAGAGCGGCCUGUGCCGGAGCAAGUGUUUGGUUCCCUUGUGGGGGCCAAGGCACGCUUCCAGCAGGCGAGCGAAUGAGCACCGUGCAGCACCAGCCACUGCGCUCAUCCACAUGCUGCUCCCUGCUGUUUGUAGUCGUGGUUUGUUCGUUUUCGCGUGUCUGUGUUUGUGUGCGUGUGUGUUCGCGCGCGUGCGUCUGUGCGUGUUGUAUGCGUUCAUCAUGGUUCAUUCAACGUGCAAUACCACGUGGCGAAACAAAUACACAAGUGUAUCUUGCACAGCAAGGGCUCACUUAAACCAGAGA